GGCUAGCAACAACCUCCAAGUGAAUUGAAGCCGAACAUUCAACCAUCACACCCUUCUUUUCAUCUCCCUCGUCCUCGUCCUCGUCCUCGUCAAAGCAGCCGCCGUCAUGUUCUCGCGACAGGUUCUCCGCGCCGCCCGAGUCGCCGCUCCUCAGCGAGCCCUCGCCCUCCGAGCCGCCCCCGUCCGAUCUUUCGCUGCCGCUGCCUCGACCGAAGUCAAGCCCCCGAUUUCCGUCUUCGGCGUUGAUGGCACAUAUGCUACUGCUCUGUACACUGCCGCCGUCAAGACCUCGAGCAUCGACGCCGCUGCCGAUGCCCUGAACAGACUCGGCGCUCUCAUCGAGAAGGACCCCAAGCUCGCCGCCGUCCUGUCCGCCCCUACCCUCACCGCGGCCGACAAGAAGGCCAUCGUCCAGGAGCUCGAGAAGCAGAUCAACACCAAGGACGAGACCGUCAAGAACUUCCUCGCCACCCUCGCCGAGAACAACCGACUUGGACUUAUCCCCGGUGUUGUUGAGAAGUUCUCCUCCAUCAUCUCUGCCGCCCGCGGUGAGGUUGAGCUCACUGUUACCAGCGCUCAGGCUCUCGACAAGCGAACCCUCAACCGAUUGGAGACUGCCGUCUCCAAGUCUGCCUACGUCAGCCAGGGCCAGAAGCUCAAGGUCACCAACGAGGUUAACCCCGAGAUUGUUGGUGGACUUGUCGUUGAGAUCGGUGACCGAACCAUCGACCUCAGCGUCUCUUCCCGCAUCGCCAAGAUGAACAAGCUCCUCACGGACUCUCUGUAAAACCACCAACAUAGUAUACAAACUCUAUUUAGUGUCUCCCUUGCCUCGUCUCAUGGGAUCCGUCACCACACAGAACUAGCUCUAAGCGGCUUGCCCGUCGGCUUCUGGGACUUCUCUUCCGCCUGUUACUUUUUGAGUCCUCCGAGCCCAAUUGCUGUUGUAUCCCCGGGCUGAAGAAGAAGAAUGGGGAGAGCGUCGAUGGAAAGAAUAGUGUAGGAGGGUGUGAACAGGGCAUGCAAUAAAGCAGUUCCCCAAUUGAAUUCUCUUUGUUCGGCGUGAUGGCUUUCAGUCUGUCUGUCUGUCUGUCUGUUGUAAAAAGAAGAAGAAAAACCAAUGAUAAAUGAUUCUCUCUGACUAGGAGGCCGAGCGCACACAUGAUCGAAAUUUUCACCCCGAUCAAACAAAUGGUUUUAGUGACUUGAACAUG
Messenger RNA from Fusarium verticillioides 7600, 1214 nucleotides. Its product is annotated as ATP synthase F1, delta subunit. The coding region runs from base 107 to 787 and encodes 226 amino acids. Gene Ontology annotation, molecular function: proton-transporting ATP synthase activity, rotational mechanism. Gene Ontology annotation, biological process: proton motive force-driven mitochondrial ATP synthesis. NCBI's taxonomy places the organism in Eukaryota, Fungi, Ascomycota, Sordariomycetes, Hypocreales, Nectriaceae. The transcript has 4 exons. The record is from RefSeq and is a predicted model, not a curated record. Gene Ontology annotation, cellular component: membrane.